Blepharisma stoltei is the source of this 1020-nucleotide messenger RNA. NCBI's taxonomy places the organism in Eukaryota, Ciliophora, Heterotrichea, Heterotrichida, Blepharismidae. The record is from the annotation of a GenBank genome assembly.
AUGGAAAAUAUACGAAAUUGUUGGCGAGAAGAAGAAGUAAACGAGAAAUACCAAGUUAUCAAAAAAUUCGCGUACACACUAUUACUUAUCAUUUUUGUGGUAGUUGCAUUCAAUCUACUAUGUGGAAGAAAUCAUGAUCUGCUGCUUUCAUAUAUUCCCUUCGAUUUAUUGCAUAUAAUUGAAUGCACAGCAAUUUGAUAUGGGGAAAAUAAAACUGUUGCUGCCAAGUCAUCAAUUAUUAUACUGUCAUCAGAAUUGAACUCCACUAUGUGGUUCCUAAUGGGCGCUUUUAUUUCAAAGGAAACAAAUUAUUUUAUGUGUUCUCUCUUUUGCCUCAAUAAACUUCUUUGAGUGGCCAAUUAUUGAAUCUUUUUGAAUAAGGAGUUUUAUCCUACUAAAGCACUUUUGUUAUUCCUACUACAUCGAGUAUUUUACAGCAGGCUUAGAUAUCCUAUCAAUUGAAGCGGGGCUUUCACAAAUGAUUCUGGUUUUAAUUUUUUUAUUGUGCGAACCUACUGGCGACAAACAAGAGAAAAGUCAUUUGGGAAGUUUUCAUACAGCAAAACUAUAGAAAAAGCUGAAAAAAGAUUAAGUUUAAUUUUUGAGCUAUUUCCUGAUGGAAUUUUGAUAAUUUCUAGUGACCAUAAAAUUUUAUUUUCAAAUGAAAAUCUUAUCAAACUUUUAAAUUGCAGCCUGCAAGAAGUUAUUCCUUUAAUAAAUUCAAUUGAAUAUAAUGAAGGCAAAACAUACUCUCAGUGAAAUGUUUCAAAUAAGCUCAUAGAUGAUGUUAGCUUAAUUCAAAAUUUGCAACUUAAUGAUGAAAUUUUGCUUGGUAUAUGCCAAAUUGGCCAGUGCAAUCUUGAAUGAAAAGGGCAAAAGAUAUCAUGAGACGAUGAAGAUGCUAUCUUAUUAACUGUUAGAAACGUCAAUAAUUUAAUCCAAUUGGAGCGAACGAUAUCUGAUAGUAAAUUAAAAAAUGUGAUAUUAAGAUCGGUUUCACAUGAACUCAGGACUCAAUAA